This is a messenger RNA of Stegodyphus dumicola, 916 nucleotides long. RefSeq lists its product as uncharacterized. The record is from RefSeq and is a predicted model, not a curated record. NCBI's taxonomy places the organism in Eukaryota, Metazoa, Arthropoda, Arachnida, Araneae, Eresidae.
UGGCAUUACAACGAAUUGUCAAUAAUAACAAAUUAUUUGUUUGUUUUUUUAGUUAUGUUGAAAAACACACAUUAUUUCGCAGGCGUAUAGUACUUUUAUAUAUAUGCUGCAUUCUAAAACUACAUCCAUGAGGUUAAGAGUCGUCUUAAGUAUGUAAGAGACUCUUUUGCUUAUUCACAUUGACAAUGGAAGUAAAACAAGCUACAAAACUUUUAGGAUGGAAUACGCAUUACAUAAGUAGUUCCUCGGGUGUUUUAAAUAUAUGUGAAAUUGUGAUAUGCUAUGCAAGUUUUGAACUGCUGAAAGACACUUGCAGACCUGCAUAUUCUUCUUCUACUGGUGGUUUUGUUGGCAGUGCUUAUGAAACAUAUUUCUACCUUUGCAUGUUUGCCUGUAUGAUUAUUACCUGUGUUUGGUUAUUUUCAUUUGUAAUUUCACACGUAUCUUGCAUGCUGGUGGAAAGGACAGUUCUUGGUGUCACGUUUUGGUCCAUUGCUUGCCUUUUUUCUUUCUUGACAAGCAUCAUCUUAUUUAUAUUUGUGAAUGAACCAAGAUCUGUUAUAAUCUAUGGAUAUUCUCAUAAAGUUGCUGCUUCUGUUCUAGGUUUGGUUAAUUCAGGAUUAUAUGCAAUAAGCGCAGUGAAAUCAUACAAGUUAUGCAAAAGCAGCUGGUCUUUUCAGUGACCUUGAUAGUGCACAUUAGGAAGACAGCACUGGUUAUCGCACAUUGAAGACAUAUAUGUAAUGGAAAGAAAUUCAUUUUAGCACUAAGUCAUAUUGUAUAAAUAUUGUAAAUAGCAUUAAAUAUAUGAAUAUUAUAUAUUGUAAUAUAUAAGAAUGCAAAUUAUAUUUAUUAUAGUACUCUAUAAUCACUUUGAAUAAAUAGCAAAACAUUAAAUAAAAUUAUUCAAAAGGUC